Molecule: messenger RNA, 2148 nt
Organism: Cylindrotheca closterium
Lineage: Eukaryota; Bacillariophyta; Bacillariophyceae; Bacillariales; Bacillariaceae
Source: the annotation of a GenBank genome assembly
AUGACGGCAACAACGACUCGGGCCAUCGGUUUUGCCGCUUGUCUUGCACUAUGUUCUACAUUUACUCCAUCACCCUUGCAGCAACAACAACAUCAUAUAGUGAAUCAGCAACCUAGACAAUAUGCUCCUUCAGUUCUUUCCAUGUCUGGCGAUGAUAGUGCCGAAGGUGGGUUGAUGGGAUUGAACGAACUUCAGACUCUGCUUCGAGACGCCGUGCGAAAAGAAGAUUACAUCGAGGCUGGUUCUCUUUCCAAUCAACUUUUUGAUCGACUAUACAGUGAUAACAUGCCAACAUCAGAUGAAGACAAAAAAUCCAAACGAAGGCGCAUGUCAUGGAAGGGUUUGGGAGCUGCUCCUUGGUUGGUGGAUCGUCUCGAUUCGUUGAAUUUUACCUUUCCAACCACCAUCCAAAUCAACGCUAUGGAAUCUGUCAAUGAGAUUCUAAAUUCCACGGACGAAAUGGUGGAGUCCUCAUCGCUAGAAGAGCGAAUUGGCAUGAACGACAAGGAUCUUGGGAUUGUCAUUAGUGGAAGCACCGGAUCGGGCAAGACAUUGGCGUACCUGAUUCCAUUGCUCUCGACUCUGAGUGAUUCUCUAUUUACUAGACAACGAAUCCGAGUGGGAGCUGAAGAGAAUGUUGGUGAUACCACUGGUGACAUGCUGGAACGUAUAUCCGUGGUGACAUCUCCAGUCGUCCGUACCAGCAGUCGUAAACCAGUCCGGGGAGGCGCCAUUGCUACAGGAGCAUCACUCGCAACUUUGGGAAAGUCUGGUAAAGAUGUAAAGAGCCCACUAGCCUUGGUUGUCGUUCCCACCAAAGAGCUUGGAGUGCAAACGGCAAUGAUUCUGUAUGAAUUGAUUGGAGGGAACAUAAAAAAGGAUGCUGCCGAAAUGAAAGGCAAGGCCAACAUGUUCAAAUACAAGGGACCCAAAGGGGUUCGCAUUGGAUGUGUUUUGGAUGAACAAGAGGCUGAAUUUGGUUUGAAACUACAAACCGAUGUGGCUGUUACCAUGCCAGAGUAUCUGGACAAGCUGAUUGGGGACGGAGAUUUGGUUCCAUCCAAGCUUCGGGUCGUGGUGUAUGACGAAGCUGAUUUGGCAUUGGAAAAUACAGCAGCAGACGCUUUGAAGUCUCUUUUUGAUGACAAUCUAGAAGAGCGAGAAUACACGAGAUUGACAUUCAUGGUUGGUGCCAGUGUCACCGAAUCGCUUGGAAGUCUUGCCGUGAGAAAUCGCAUUCUGCCAGAGGGAAAGAGCUUCAUUGCCACUGCCUUGAAGCAUCGACCACUAUUGGACUCUGCCGAUCUAGAAGCCGAAACAAAAGCCUCAUCCGAAGGAUCUGGCAAAGAACCCAAGACGGCGUCACUCCAAGACUUGAACCUUUGUUUGAAUCCAGGACUAAUUCACCAGCGCGUCCGUGUGGAAGGCAAGAACGGUCUCUUGGCACUCACUCGAUUAAUUCGUAAAGAGUUGCGAGAUUAUGACACUGGGAAGAACUCGGAACGUCCUCGAGUGGUUAUUUUCUUUCCCGACGAAGUCAUUGCGAAAGCAUCCAUUGCACCAUUGCGCGACGCCUUGUGGGGAGAACACAAACUGUGCGUCCUCUUACCCAAGACUGGCUUCAAUCCACUGCAAAUGAUGGAACAAUUCAAGAGCAACGAAACCUCCGUGUUGUUGGCCACUCCUAAUUCCGUCCGUGGAUUGGAUUUCCCCGAUGUGACCCAUGUUUACACGCUGUACUUACCCAUGGACGAUCCUCGCGAAUAUGUCCAUUUGGCAGGCCGUGUUGGUCGCGUCGGUCAAAAGGGUAGCGUUCGUGGAAGUGGAGGAAGAGUGGUUUCUAUUUUGCAGGAAGAAGAAGCUGACAAGAUGGAACAAUUGGCCGCCGAAUUGGGAUUUGACUUUUCGGACAUUGUCUUGGAUAAGGAAGAUAUGGUGCUCCCCAGAGAUGAGGAGGGCGAAAUUGAUUGGGGAGAUGCGAAUCUCGACGACGUGGAGGUGGAGAAAAUGCGACGAUUGUUUGAAGAUACUCUGAAUCUGGUAAACUCCGAUGGUGCUCCAGAAGACCAGUUGGUGGAUACGCCAUCCGUGAUUGACGCGGAAUUUGAAGACGACGACGACGACGACGACGAAGAGGGCUUUCAAUAG